Molecule: messenger RNA, 637 nt
Organism: Loa loa (African eye worm)
Lineage: Eukaryota; Metazoa; Nematoda; Chromadorea; Rhabditida; Onchocercidae
Exons: 4
Coding region: 218-481 (87 amino acids)
Biological process (GO): regulation of Rho protein signal transduction
Cellular component (GO): plasma membrane
Molecular function (GO): small GTPase binding
Source: RefSeq, a predicted model, not a curated record
UUCCAGACUGAUAAUAGAUAACACGGAUAGCAAGUAGUCAUUCCACCUAUCAUCAGCAAUUUCCUCUUUGGGUGUUGUGUGCUGACCGGACAUCAUCCUUCUGGUCAUUAUAUAAUUAUUCCACUCAUCGUUAGCAGCGAUAGCGAGAGCAACGACGCUAAUACCUGUUUUUCGGUUCUGUUGAUCGGUUUUAUUCCUUUUAUCUUCUUUCGAAGCUAUGAUUCGACGAAGUCCACGGUUUUGGUUUCUCAAUUGUUGCAUUUCGCCACAGUCGGAAAUAGCCCGAAUAAGGAUAGAUCGUUCGAUGAUUGGCGGUCCAACGGAUUUCCGACACAUUGGACAUAUGGGUGCAAAUGAUCUCAACGCUACAUUUAACGUUGAUGCAGUAAGUACCUUGCUUAGAUCAAAGGGUGAUGAUUCUUUUUCAUUGCCGGUACCACAGCAUCUUCGGGCAAGUGAUGUACCGAUUAAAGCUCAGUAAUAUCUUCGAAUAUUUGUUUAUUAAUGAAUCAAGUGUUCUGUCACGAAAGAAGGAGAAAGAAGAAGUGAUGCUAAAGUCGACUUAUAUUACGUUUUCUUAGAUCAACAUGUAUUCGUUUCCUGGCGGUUUUUGUUAUAAAUUUCUACAGUGAUUCCC